Molecule: messenger RNA, 4625 nt
Organism: Fukomys damarensis (Damara mole-rat)
Lineage: Eukaryota; Metazoa; Chordata; Mammalia; Rodentia; Bathyergidae
Gene: Atf7ip2
Product: activating transcription factor 7 interacting protein 2
Exons: 13
Coding region: 343-2484 (713 amino acids)
Biological process (GO): translation; regulation of DNA-templated transcription
Cellular component (GO): transcription regulator complex; nucleus; ribosome
Molecular function (GO): protein binding; structural constituent of ribosome; transcription coregulator activity
Source: RefSeq, a predicted model, not a curated record
CCUCCAGGACUGAGGCGUAGGCGGCCAUUUUGCGCCUGCGUAGUUGCGUAGCUGCGGCUACAAGACCCGACCCGACUUCCGGUAGCCACCAUUUUUCUGCGUUUUCGCCGUUUUUCUGCGCACUGCGUUGCCUCCUGUAGUGUUGAUGGUGGUGUUCUCUUUGGCCUGACAGGUUCGCUGCAGCGGCGCUCAGACAGCAGCAGUAACAGAAUCGUGCUGGAGUUGCAAGCAUUCACAAGAUACUCAGAAUCCUAGUGAUCUUAGUCACUGACCUGCAGAGAACAGAAAGUUUGGCUGUGCUGUCCAUCAUUGUGGUGUGUACAUUCGACUCCAUUGCUCGCCAUGGCUUCGCACAAGACUUUCAGGAUCAAGCGGUUCCUGGCCAAAAAACAAAAGCAAAAUCGUCCCAUUCCUCAGUGGAUUCAGAUGAAAACUGGUAAUAAAAUCAGGAUAUACAAGAUGGCAAGUCCAGAUAGAAGUAAACGGAAGAUAUUAAAAGCCAAAAAAACAAUGCCUACAAGUUGCCGGAAGCAAGCAGAGAUCCUGAAUAAUUCAAAGACUGUUGAAGUUCUAAAAACAACAAUUGAGAAUAAUGUUCCAAGUGUUAAUCAGAAUUUAAGUAUUAGAGUCAGGACUGGAGAAUGUAGACAUCCUGAGAUUGUUGAUUCUUCACUGGACUCUAAGAAAAAUUCAGCAUUUUUACUGAAAAGUACAGGAUUCCCUCAGAAUUUAAUAAAACCUGUAGAAAAAAUUGUUCACUCAGAAACAAGAUUUGAACAUACUGGUGAGCAAGUAUCUUCUUACAAAAAGCCAAGAAAAACAAUAGAUUCUCCCAGCCGAUUCUUUAUACAAGAAGUGAAAGAGAAACGGAAUUCUUCUGAAGCUCAUUUUGAAUAUAAGACAAAUGUGACAUCAUCUUUUUUUCAACAUGAACAGAAUUGUAAUCUAAAAUCUAGUUGUCAUUCACCCAUGAGUGAUGUAGUUCAAAAUGCCUUGGAUGAUAACAGAAUCAACAAGGUGGCUUCCAGUUUAGAAGCAGACUCCAAUGAUGAAAGACAAAAUGACAUUUUAAGUUCAAACUCAUGUUGUGUGCCAGUUGCAAAAAUGCCUAACUCGGUGAACGUGGUCAGUUCCAGCAAUUGUGUAGCUAACACUUGGAAAACCAAAGAAUCCAGUAGAACCCAAUGUUCCAGCAUUUCAGAUUGUGAAAAUACAGACUCAAAGUGGCAGUGCUUACUCAACACUGACGGUAAUAACAGCUAUAACCAAAAGAAGAAGAUGUUUUCAGAAAACAAAGAAAACUUUAAGCGCAUGAAAACUUCAGAGCAAAUUAAUGAAAAUAUUUGUGUAGCUCUAGAAAGGCAAACAGCAGUGCUGGAACAGGUCAAACAUUUGAUUCAACAGGAGAUGUUUAGUGCAAAUUUCAAAGUGUUUGAUAAAAAACUGAAAGAAUUGAAUGAACGCAUUGGGAAGACACAGUGCAGAAAUAAACAUGAAGCAAUAGCUUGUGAACUCUUAGAAAAAAUAUCAAAACUUCACAGACGUGUUAAAACAGUAUUAGUGUUUCAAAGGAAAUGUUUGGAAGCAAAUACAUUCUCCAGUAAUACACCCUAUAAGAUUGGAAAUUUGGAGACCACAAUUAUGAAUAAGAAUCAAGAGUUGAUUAACAGACAGAAUGAAAAAAUGACUUCUAUGAACUGUGAAUCUUCCAACUCUUCAAAAAAAGCAAGUGAAAAAGUUAAUUUGUCAUCGGAUUGUGUUGAGUUUGUUUCUGAAAGUAACAAUGAUGAUGUUAUAUUGAUUUCUGUGGAAAGUUCUAAUUUGACAACUCCAAUUACAUCAAAUCCAACAGGUAUUAGUACAGCUCCAUCAACAAAUUCGAGGAAGUCACCUGAUGAUAUAAUUGACAUUAGGGCUCCAGAGAAGAAGAAAAGUGAUUUUGUUAUUGAUUUGACAAAUGAAAACCUAUCCUACUGCAACACAGAAAGUCCAGUAUUCACCCUGGAAUCACCUUCGAAGGCUGUUUUAAACUCAAAAGAAAUAACUCCGGUGGCAGAAAAUGCAACCGAGGAUUUGGAUUCCUUUGAGCACCUGCCACCUCUCCCAGAACCAUUGCCACCACCGCCUGAACUGGUGGACAGAGUUGGAGAUACACUCCCUCCCCAGAAGCCAGAGCUGAAAGUGAAGUGGGUGCUAAGGCCCAUGGGCAUCGCCCUAACCUGGAACAUCACCAAGGUUGACCCCAAGUGUGCUCCUGUGGAAAGCUACCACCUCUUCCUGUGCCACGAGAACACUAAUAAUAAGUUGAUUUGGAAGAAAAUAGGCGAAAUUAAAGCUUUACCACUCCCCAUGGCCUGUACUUUAUCCGAGUUUUUUGCUUCCACCAGAUACUAUUUUACUGUCCAGUCAAAAGACAUUUUUGGGCGUUAUGGACCAUUUUGUGACAUAAAAUCGCUUCCUGGAUUUUCUGAUAACUUUACCUAAAAGUUUCCUCAUUACUUGUUGUGUUUGACAUCUCCUGUUUUCCGUAUUUGAGUUGUUAGUUUACGAUGCUAGUGUAACACUACUUGCCAUUUUAUAGGACCACACUUUAAGCCCCUUGUAUGGGGACAGUCCUCUUUCAUUUAUUGUAAUGAAUUUGUAAUUCUAUGAAUUUCUGACAUGCAAAGACUUCCAGAGUGAGUGUGUGUGUGUGUGUUUUCUCAGACAUAUUGUCGUGGACCUGUGUUGCUAAGGUAUCUGGGAUACAAUCAGCCAUUGUUGCUUCUGUCAACAAUCAGCUUUGGUGACCUGCUUGUGGUCAGUGUAGCUCUAAGAAAAAGUGGCCCUUAACGUCUUCCCAUUCUGUUAGAAUUCUAGGUGGGCUAUGGAUCUGUGCCCUUCCUUUUUAUUUUGUUACUCAUUUGGAGAAGCAGUCUAAGACUGUUGUAUGUUUAUGUAUAAAAUGUACACUCAUCUCAUAAAAACACUGUUCAACCUGCUAUUUAAAUUAUAGUUGUCUGCCUUGAGUUUGAGUCUUCAGUUUGCUGAUUCGCUAAGAUGCAAAUGCCUUGGCUGCCAUCAGGCACUCCGAGCACAACACAAAAGGACUCAGACUGGCUCUGCAGACCUCUCCCUGGGGGACACUGCAUGAGGUAAAGGACAGCAGCCCAGGGAACUGGCUUGAGUGUAGGUCAGGACCCAAGGGAGACAGAUAUCGUGGAUGGCUAAUAACUGGAAUGUUAAUAGAAAAAAUCAGAUUGUUUGAUAUAUUCACUGGCAUACAGUGAAAAUUGUGAGCUUUAAAAAAUGAACAGUCGGGGCUUGGGAUUUAGCUCAGUGGCAUCAUACCUGCCUCCCAAGUGCAGGGUCUUAAGCUUGAUCUCCAGUAUAAAAACAAAAACAAAAAACCAGUAAAUGGCUUUCCUAGCAUUUUCUGAAUGCCUCCCCGUCUGGCUAUGAAUAAGGCUGUAUAUUGCCAGCCUCCCGUGUCUUUACGAACCAUGGCUGAAGGCCCGAUUCUGAAAUGCACCCUGCUGAGGCCCUCUCUGAGUUCAGCAACAGGGGUACCCUGACCAAAGAGCAAGAAAUUCACCCUGGGGUGAGGACAUGAGACCAUCACUCCCUAAGCCAAAGCCAGCCACUGCCUCCUCAGACUCUGGUGCUCUGGUCUCCAGAGGAAAACUACACUGCCCCCAGCCGGCCACAUGGAAAGCUGAUAGCCGUGCAAGGCCCAAAGCAAUGAGGAGGCCGAGAGCAGACGUGUUUUGAGGGGGUAGCUCCCACAGCAUUGGUCCUUGCCUUUCAAGGGGUAGGGACAAGGUUCUCCAGAAAAUAGUCGGCAUGAGGCCAAGUGCCCCCCACUGCUCAGUCACUACACAGAAUUGGCACUGUGCCUCCUGCACUUGCAGCAUGGUGGAAACCCUUUAUUCAUUAAGCACCAGGACUACACUGACUGAUGAGCUCACACUGAAUAUGUUGAGAAGAGGCUAUUGGCUCUUCUCAAGGAAUCACUAAAAUUCAGGCCUGGAAAUAGGCUGCACAGGUGGGUACUUUGCAGUAACCCCGUGAAGGUUUCAGACUUCGGACUAUUUUACGUGACUCAUUUUAACAAGAUGUUCUGUGCCCAUUUCAAAGAUGGCAAAACAGGCCUUAGGGAGCUUAGAAACCUUCACCAAGGCCACAGAGAUCCGAAGAACAAGUUGAAUCAGGAUUCAAACCCAGCUGUGUGAUUUGUGGGCUCACAGUGAAUCCACCAUGCUCUACUGACUGGGGGACUGGACGGAUCCAACAGAAUUCACCCAGUUCUUGCUGUCAUGAUAAAGGGAAACAAAUGUGGUAUUUCUGUCUUCAAUGAGAGGUUCCCUGAGCCUCCAGGUGCGUGUGGUGGUACUGGACCUGUUCCUAUAGCGAGGCUGGGGCCACCCUUCCAGGCUUGCUUUCCCCAGCUGGGAAGUAAAAAGGUGUCACAAGCUCACCUUGCCUUUUGAAGGCCAAGGCUGGGCCACACAGUGCGGCAGCUGAUCACUCAACCUGGGCACGGCCUACCAUGCUGAUGGUAUCUAGAGUGAGGCGUGGACGUGUGCCACGACCACUCCAGUGGAGUCUGUGUGACAAUGCCGGUCACCUGGCAGAAACCAGACCAG